GUACUGCAAAUGCUCACAUCAGCCCCACUGUAACCACUAAAACUCCAAUACAGUUCACACAAGAAGAAUAUUCAGCACACGAUAAUACUCAUCAAUCUUUCAACCCGUCCAUCCCCAAAAAACAUAAAAACCAAAUCAAUAAAUAAAAAUAAUACAUCGCACUGAGUGACCGCAACCCCGGGGGUCCGUGAAAUCCACUCUCUAAUAAAUUGAUAUCGAGUAAAACUAUUUGUCCACCGGACACUGAGUAAACGCCCCAAAUAAUUCCCAAUUGGAAAUUUUAAAUAAAUAUCAAACUUCAUCCACAUUCCUAUUUUUAUAUUUCCCAGCUAUUGAAACGCGAAUAAAUCAUACCGUACUCAAUCAAACGUAAAUAACGCAAGAUAUGCACGACGGGGGGAGUAUAAAAUUCAUGGUCCAUGAAAUGUGAAUAUUGUUGAAUUUCACGGUAAAUGAAAUUCAAAAAAAAUAUAGAGUUAAAUGAAAUAAAAAAAAAAAACUCCAGCCGAGUCCACGCAAACAGUGGUUUCACGGGGUAUUUAAAGUAGUUAUUGAUUGCCAUAACUUCUCACAAACUUCCAAGUGUCAUUUCACAUGGAACAAUGGAUAGUUAUGAUACUCCCAGACAUCAACUUGAAUUCAGAAAUUCGAUAUCUGUUUGUAAUGAAAAGACAAUGAGCAAUUCUUAGCGUUCAACUUCUGUCAGACGUCAUUUGCCACUGGUGGAUGACACCAAGUCGAACUAAUUUCCAAACUUCUCCGAACGUAAAACUCAAGAAGAUAAUAAUAAUAAUAAUAAUACCGAGGUGUAUGAGAGAAUAAGGGCCUUUUAAAAUGGAUAAAUUGAUUUUUUGGUUUAUUCUGGUGAGCAUUGGCAUGAGAGGUGCAUCGGGGGAUAUAAAAGAGGAUGAAGGUGGUGAGUGCAGCUGUGGAGUUUUUCCAAGCGAUUCUGCUGAUCCAAUACUGGAACAAACAUUCCAAUUUAAAGUACCAUGCAGCGCGGAUGGGGCCAACAAAUGCCAACAAAUUUGCACAGUCCUGGCACAAGCUGCACAGUACAAGGCGCCAGAUAUGAUUUGCGACAAGUUGAAAAUUCACGUGGAAAAAUUACGUGUCAGUCUGAGCAUGAAAAUUUGCAAUCAUCCCUGGAAGCAAAUCGACCUCAAUAUUCCCACCGUCUGCUGUCACAAUGGGAAAUCAAUAGCCUGCAAUUUCUAGGAAUAAAAUAUUCAAUCAACUUUGUUAUAAAACAAUUUAAUUCAACCAACUUAUGCAGAUUCAAUAUCAUUAAUAUUCACAAUACGUUUGAUGUAGCAAUAACUCUGACGAAAAGAAAAAUAAAAGUGUAAUGUAAAAAAGAACGGGGUCACAAAGGAGGUUUGAAACACAGUUUAUGCAGAUUGAUUUA
This is a messenger RNA of Diachasma alloeum, 1408 nucleotides long. RefSeq lists its product as uncharacterized. Lineage: Eukaryota; Metazoa; Arthropoda; Insecta; Hymenoptera; Braconidae. The transcript is spliced from 3 exons. Bases 835 to 1218 code for a protein of 127 amino acids. The record is from RefSeq and is a predicted model, not a curated record.